Molecule: messenger RNA, 960 nt
Organism: Procambarus clarkii (red swamp crayfish)
Lineage: Eukaryota; Metazoa; Arthropoda; Malacostraca; Decapoda; Cambaridae
Source: RefSeq, a predicted model, not a curated record
AUGGGAGGACGAAGAGCGCCGUGCAGGACCACCGUGCAGGACCACCGUACAGGACCACCGUGCAGGACCACCGUACAGGACCACCGUACAGGACCACCGUACAGGACCACCGUACAGGACCACCGUACAGGACCACCGUACAGGACCACCCACCGUACAGGACCACCGUACAGGACCACCGUACAGGACCACCGUACAGGACCACCGUACAGGACCACCCACCGUACAGGACCACCGUACAGGACCACCGUACAGGACCACCGUACAGGACCACCCACCGUACAGGACCACCGUACAGGACCACCGUACAGGACCACCGUACAGGACCACCGUACAGGACCACCCACCGUACAGGACCACCGUACAGGACCACCGUACAGGACCGCCGUACAGGACCGCCGUACAGGACCACCGUACAGGACCGCCGUACAGGACCGCCGUACAGGACCACCGUACAGGACCGCCGUACAGGACCACCGUACAGGACCGCCGUACAGGACCACCGUACAGGACCACCGUACAGGACCACCGUACAGGACCACCGUACAGGACCGCCGUACAGGACCGCCGUACAGGACCACCGUGCAGGACCACCGUACAGGACCACCGUACAGGACCACCGUACAGGACCACCGUACAGGACCACCGUACAGGACCGCCGUACAGGACCGCCGUACAGGACCACCGUACAGGACCACCGUACAGGACCACCGUACAGGACCACCGUACAGGACCACCGUACAGGACCACCGUACAGGACCACCGUACAGGACCACCGUACAGGACCACCGUACAGGCUCACCGUACAGGACCACCGUACAGGACCACCCACCGUACAGGACCACCGUACAGGACCACCGUACAGGACCACCGUACAGGACCACCGUACAGGACCACCGUACAGGACCACCGUACAGGACCACCGUACCUCCCUUACAAACAUCACCAUUAACCAACUGA